This is a messenger RNA of Zygosaccharomyces rouxii, 564 nucleotides long. It is a transcript of the gene GUK1, whose product is annotated as guanylate kinase. The record is from RefSeq and is a predicted model, not a curated record. The transcript has a single exon. Bases 1 to 564 code for a protein of 187 amino acids. Gene Ontology annotation, molecular function: GMP kinase activity. Gene Ontology annotation, cellular component: cytosol. Gene Ontology annotation, biological process: purine nucleotide metabolic process. NCBI's taxonomy places the organism in Eukaryota, Fungi, Ascomycota, Saccharomycetes, Saccharomycetales, Saccharomycetaceae.
AUGUCUCGUCCCAUCGUUUUUUCAGGUCCCAGUGGUACCGGUAAAUCAACACUCUUGAAGAAACUAUUUGCAGAAUUUCCUGAUAAAUUUGGAUUCAGCGUUUCUUCUACUACUAGAUCACCUCGUCCAGGUGAAGUUAAUGGUAGAGAGUAUAAUUUCGUUCAAGUAGAACAAUUUCAAAAGAUGAUCCAAGAAGGAAAAUUUAUUGAAUGGGCACAAUUUUCUGGUAAUUACUACGGUACUGCUGUGGAUAGUGUUAAAAAAGUCAUUGAAUCAGGUAAAGUUUGUCUAUUGGAUAUUGAUAUGCAAGGUGUUAAAGCUGUCAAAUCAUCCGAUUUGAACGCUAGAUUCCUUUUCAUUGCACCACCAUCAGUAGAAGAUUUAGAAAGCAGAUUGAGAGGAAGAGGUACUGAAACCGAAGAAUCUAUCAGCAAGAGACUAGCGGCAGCCAAGGGCGAGAUGGAUUUUGCCUCUACUGGUGUCCAUGACAAAAUAAUUGUCAAUGACGAUUUGAACAGGGCAUAUGAUGAGAUGAAGCAGUUUAUUCUCGCAACUGAGAAAUAA